AUGUCGGCACAGGAUACGACGCCAGGGCAGACAACCUCGAUUUUCUCCUUUGCUUCGUUAAUGACUUCGAAUUCCCUGAGACUUUGGUUUGGGAUGGCCGUCUUCUCAGAGGUGGGGCCGUCGAGAAGGAUGGAGGCGUCGCAGCCUCGGACAAAGCAAUCGUGGAAGAACAUUCUAAGGAUGGGUGCCAUGAUUGUCUUGUCUUUAGUGAAAUGUUCGGCUAAGACUGACGUCACUAUGGACUCAGCGUUGAGGCACGUUUUAAAGUAG
Striga hermonthica is the source of this 270-nucleotide messenger RNA. NCBI's taxonomy places the organism in Eukaryota, Viridiplantae, Streptophyta, Magnoliopsida, Lamiales, Orobanchaceae. The record is from the annotation of a GenBank genome assembly.